CACGAAGCAUUAUGAGCCCGGUUCUGUCUCAUCUCAGCUCCGCCCGGACCAAACAGAGAUGGAUCCUGUGGACGUUUCUCUCCUGCAUGUUUUCAGGUUGUCUCUCCGUGGUCUCGGUCCACCAGCCCGCGGAGCUCGCCGCCGCUCUGGGCCGGGACGUCGUCCUGCCCUGCUCGCUCCGGCUGUCCGAGGACGAGCACAUGCUGACGCCGCCCGUCCUGUACUGGCUGACCGAGCCCGAGGUCAAGGGUGUCCGGCUGUGGAGCCCCACGGAGGCGUACGUGGGACGGGUGGACCUCCUGAACCACAGCACGGACUCCCUGGACCGGUCCCUGCUGCUCAGGGCCGUCCGCUGGACGGACAGCAACCUGUACAAGUGCAAGGUUUCCAUCAGGACCAGGACGGAGGGCAGCACCAGGAAGACGGGGGACAACACCGCACUCAGGGUUCACGACAGCCUGGUCUUCAACCUGACGCGCCACAACGCCUCCCUGCUGCGCUGCCACGUCAACGUGUCCCCGCGGUCCGGCUUCGUCCUGUCCGUCCUCCACGCGGGACAGACGUGUCCCACGGUGGCGGCGGGCGUGGAGGACGUGGAGGACGUGGAGGACGCGGCGGGUCGCUUCACCACGCUGUCCCAGACCGUGGCCCUGCAGGGUCCCGGGAACUACGAGUGCCAGCUGAGCCUGGGAACGGAGGUCGUGGCCAGGAGCGUCUUCUGCCUGGACGAGACGGAAGAAGCUGGAGAUGCAGAGAAACCCCCGACCCCGUCCAACCAGACGUGUUCCGAUACAGAGGUCACGCUGCACCCGGAGCCCUGGCCGCUCUACAUCUCCCUGCUGCUGGUCUCCUCCAUCUCUCUGCUGAGCGUCGUCACGGUGAUGCUGGUCCGCAGAUGAGCCCCGGCCAGGCCAGGCCGGUUCGGUCCGGUCUGAUCCAGUCUGGUCCGGUGCGGUCCGGUCUGGUCCAGAAACAGAACUGAGAGGGGGGGGGGGGACACCUGCUCAGGAAAUCCACCCAACAGUUACAAAUGUUCCACUAAAGGGGAAAUAUUUCUGAGAAAACACAUCGGUGCAUCUUUCUAUUUCUAACUGAAGGAUAUACAGGACUGUCUCAGAAAAUUUGAAUAUUGUGAUUUUCUGUAAUGCAAUUACAAAAACAAAAAUGUCAUACAUUCUGGAUUCAUUACAAAUUAACUGAAAUAUUGCAAGCCUUUUAUUAUUUUAAU
Messenger RNA from Cololabis saira (Pacific saury), 1228 nucleotides. RefSeq lists its product as uncharacterized. The record is from RefSeq and is a predicted model, not a curated record. Bases 12 to 899 code for a protein of 295 amino acids. The transcript has 5 exons. NCBI's taxonomy places the organism in Eukaryota, Metazoa, Chordata, Actinopteri, Beloniformes, Belonidae.